Molecule: messenger RNA, 2436 nt
Organism: Haemorhous mexicanus (house finch)
Lineage: Eukaryota; Metazoa; Chordata; Aves; Passeriformes; Fringillidae
Gene: HINFP
Product: histone H4 transcription factor
Exons: 9
Coding region: 108-1730 (540 amino acids)
Biological process (GO): anatomical structure development; regulation of transcription by RNA polymerase II
Molecular function (GO): DNA-binding transcription factor activity, RNA polymerase II-specific; RNA polymerase II cis-regulatory region sequence-specific DNA binding
Source: RefSeq, a predicted model, not a curated record
CGGGACAGAGGCGGGCGGCGGGCCGGGGGUGGCGGUGCCGCUCUGCCCGGAGCCCGCGGGUCCCGGGCGGUGUCGGCAGCCCCGGGCGGCCCUGCAGCAGCCCGGCCAUGCCGCCCGGCCGUGCGGGCGGUAAGGCGGCCGUGGUGCUGCAGUGCGAGUGGCAGCAGUGCUCCUUCGUGGCCUCGGAGAUGGAGGAGUUCUGCUCGCAUGUGGCGCAGCACCUGCAGCAGCACCUGUCUGGCUCUGGCGAGCAGCACGCCGAGCUGGACCCUCUGGAGGAGUACACGUGCCUGUGGCAGGACUGUGGCUUCUGCUCCCUGGCGAGCCCGGCCGAGCUGGUGCGCCACGUCUACUUCCACUGCUACCACACCAAGCUGAAGCAGUGGGGGCUGAGGGCCCUGCAGAGCCAGGCAGAGCUCAGCCCCUGCCAGCUGGACUUCCAGAGCCACAACAUCAUCCCUGAGAUCCAGGAGAGCUUCCUGUGCCUCUGGGAGUACUGCGAGAGGUCGUUUGACAACCCCGAGUGGUUCUUCCGGCACGUGGAGGAUCACAGCUUCUGCUCCGAGUACAAGGCAGCAGGGAAGGAGAACCACGUGCUGCUCUGUGGCUGGAAAGACUGCAACUGCAGCUUCAAGGGCCGCUGCAAGCUGCGGGAGCACCUGCGCAGCCACACGCAGGAGAAGGUGGUGGCCUGUCCCACCUGUGGGGGGAUGUUUGCCAACAACACCAAGUUCUUCGACCACAUCCGCCGCCAGACCGCCCUGGAGCAGCAGAGGUUUCAGUGCUCCCACUGCUCCAAGAGGUUCGCCACCGAGAGGCUGCUCCGCGACCACAUGAGGAACCACGUGAACCACUACAAGUGCCCCCUGUGUGACAUGACCUGCCCGGUGCCCUCCUCGCUGCGCAGCCACAUCCGCUUCCGGCACAGCGAGGAGCGCCCCUUCAAGUGUGACUACUGUGACUACAGCUGCAAGAACCUCAUUGACCUGCGGAAGCACCUGGAGACACACAGCGAGGUGCCGGCGUAUCGCUGCGAGUUUGAGACCUGCAGCUUCUCUGCACGCUCCCUGUCCUCCAUCAAACUGCACUACAGGAAGGUCCACGAGGGUGACUCCGAGCCCCGGUACAAGUGCCACGUGUGUGACAAGUGCUUCACACGGGGCAACAACCUCACUGUGCACCUCAGGAAGAAGCACCAGUUCAAAUGGCCCUCAGGACAUCCUCGCUUCAGGUACAGGGAGCACGAGGACGGCUACAUGAGGCUGCAGCUGGUGCGCUACGAGAGCGUGGAGCUCACAGAGCAGCUGCUCAAGGACAGGGAGAAGUGUGGGGAGGCUCUGGAUGGCUCCAGCGAGUGCGUGGUGCUGCCUGAGGGCGAGGGCAGCCUGCAGGGCAUCCUUCUGGAGCCCCCAGCAGAGAACAGCACAUCAGAGCUCCCUGUGCUGCCAGCCCUGUGCUCUGCUCCCAGCCCUGAGCCAGCACGACCCAGCCCCUUCCCAGGAGCUGCCUCCUCCUCACAGCAAGGAGCCAGCAGCAGCAGCAGCAGCGGCCCCAUCAUCCGUGUGGUGAGCAGGACCAACGAGCAGGGCCAGAGUGAGACUGUCUAUUACGUGCUGGCCAGCUCAGCCUCAGAGCAGCAGGGCACAGCAGCCCCAGCUCUGGAGCUGGAGGAGAACGUCAUGGACAGGCUGCAGAAAACAGCUGAGGAGCUGGGCAUCCAGAUCCUGUGAGGGGCUGCUGGGCAUCCAGGUCCUGUGAGGGGCUGCCCCUCUGCAGCAGGAGAGCUUCAGCCUCCUGGGGAUCUGCUGCUGGAGGAGUGCUUGGGGAGAGGCUGGGCCUGUCUUCAGCCCAGCCUGGCUGGCUGCUGGUUCUGGUCAGUGUGGGGAGAGGGGAGGGACAGAUCCCCCAGGUGUGAAUUAAGUGAUCUGAGUUGGAAGGAGCUGUCUGCCCCCUCCUUUUGGGGCCUGGGGCCUGUCAAGCUUCUCCCACCCUUCUGGGAGGUCUGGCCUAGGCCUGGCAGGGUGGAAUGGUCACCAGCUGUGCCCUUCUGAGCCUGUUGCCCAGGCAGGAUGGUGUGUGGAGCACACUCUGGUGCUGAAGCCUGUUCCCUGGGACAUGUGUGGCCCUUGGCAUUCCUGUCCUGCCCCAUCCAUGCCUUCUCCAGGGGGCAUCAUGCCUUCAUCAGCACUUCUGCACACAUUUCCUGUCUCACCUGCUGCUGCUGGUGGUGUGUGCCUCGCUGAUCCCAUAACCAGCGCUGCUCUCUGGGAGGACAGUGCUGCAGCUGCUGUCCCCUGCAGGCCAGUGCAGCACUGGGACAGUGGGAGCUUCUUGCUGCUUUUGGCAUCCCCUGGGUGUCCUCCCCACAUUGGGGUUUGGGCUCCUGGUUGGGCAGAGUGUACUUUGGCAAGACAAAUAAACCUCAGGCUGCCAGGC